Molecule: messenger RNA, 2140 nt
Organism: Diceros bicornis minor
Lineage: Eukaryota; Metazoa; Chordata; Mammalia; Perissodactyla; Rhinocerotidae
Gene: APELA
Product: apelin receptor early endogenous ligand
Exons: 3
Coding region: 269-430 (53 amino acids)
Biological process (GO): apelin receptor signaling pathway; heart development
Molecular function (GO): apelin receptor binding
Source: RefSeq, a predicted model, not a curated record
AUAUUUGCUUAUGGAAAUAAAGGGGAGUAACGGGCGAAGGAGGAGAGGAGUGGAGGAGGGGUCUGAGGCCGAGGGAGGCUCUGACCACAGCACAGCGCACCAGUAACCUUGUCUGAUGUGAUCAUUAACCUUUCUGGAAAACGCGGCUGGUAGUUCUCUGAGGUUUGUCAUUAGAAUGUGAGGAGAGCCACACAGAUACUGCAUAGACUAUUCAAAGACUGUUUAGUUUACUUUGAGAGCUGUUGCUCCUACUUAGUGUGGCAGAAAAAUGCGACUUCAACAGUUCUUUUUUGUAUUUUUAAUUUUUAUGAUGAGUCUUCUUAUCAACGGGCAGAGACCAGCUAAUUUGGCAAUGAGAAGAAAAUUGUACAGACACAACUGCGUUCAGAGGAGAUGCAUGCCUCUCCACUCACGAGUGCCCUUCCCCUGAGAUCUUCUCUAGUGAACUUCACCUUGUCUGCCAGAAGAAGAAAAGAAGUGAAGAAAAGAUACCCAUACACAUAAUAGUGUGAUUGCUUAGAAGUUCCUGUAAGAAAGGAAUCAUUUGAAAGCAUCUGGGAUCGUUUAUUAGUUUCACAGGAUUCUCUUCUUCUUGGUUUCUCUUUAGAGAGAAAAUAUCAUAAAUUCAAAAGCAAUUCCAGUCUGAAGCACAAUUAUUUGCCUGCAUGACAAAAAUCUCUCAUCUUUUUCUGCACGUUACUAUUCUUACAUGGGUUAAAAAGAAAAAUACUUUUUAAUGUUUUAGAACUCUCUAAUUGUAAAAAGUGAGAGAAUUUAAAAUUUUUCCUUCAUAGUCUUAUAAUUGUCUAAAACUAUUAAAUAACUUUUUAUAUGUUUGAGUGAUUUUUUUUAAAAAAUGCUAAGUCUGAAAUCAAAUACAUUAACCACCUGGCUUUGCAGAAUAGGGAGAAAAUAAUUGGUUCAUUGAUUAUUUAUAUAGAGAGACUAAGAAAGAAGCUACUAAUUAUUACCAAUUUUAUAUGAUAGGCUUUAAUGUUUAUAAAAGUAUUUUUUAUUUUGAAUAAUACCCACUUAAAGUUGUACAAGAAAGUUUGAAAUACUAAUUGUAGUUCAUUUUAUUUUAUAACUUAAAUGUUCGUUUCUGAAUCUACUUCUCAUAACAUAAUUAUAGGAAGCCAAUGUUUGAUUUCCUUUGAAGUUCUGUUUUAUGGCGUUGAUUCAUUUAUACAGAUAGUUUCUUAGAAAGGCCUACUGAACGUUGACAUUUAAAACACAGUUAUGCUAAUGAAGUCUCAAGCAGGGCAAUAUCUCUUGUCUAACACAUGAGUGCUCAUCACUCUGCUAGGCUUUGUUUUGGUGCUAUUUUUGUGCUGGGGUGCUGAGACAUGUAAAUAAAAAAUCAGAAGGUACUUAGGGAUAUGAUUACCCACAAGGAAACUAUCCUGUCUAAUUCUGAAUUGUAUUGAUAAUUAGGUGUUUCCAAGUUGUUAAAUAUGCUCUUAAUUUGUAUUUAUUGAAAGACUGUUAGCUCAGUGCCACAAAGGUUUUAUUAUAUUACUGUAAGUUAAUUCCAGAUAUAAAAUUUACAAAUUCGUAUCCUGACUGGAAACUUUACUUUGUAAACAUUACAGAGUAGGAGAAGCCAUAAACCAUUAACCUUUACUUUGCUAAAAUAAAAGAUUGGGCUUAACAUAUAAAGAAUUUGAAAUACAAAUUCUGACAUCAUGGAGUUUGUAUCCCUUUCAUAGCUUAUUAACGGUGUCUUUUAGGAUGGAAGGUGCUUAUAUAAAGCACUGUAAUUAAAUUUACACACAAAAGAUGUUUUAUGAAAUGUGUUACUUCAUUAUUUAAAUUUGAUAUUUUGGGGAAAUUCUAAAUGAUUUUCUGGAUAAAUUAUAAUUCCUUUACACAAGUGUAUUUCAGUAGAAACAUAAGCUAUUGUCAAUUAUAUUUAUGUUUAAAACGUACUUGUUUACAUACUUUGGACAAAAAAAGGAAAACUAUAUUUUGUACAGUUCAGAUACAUUUCAUUUAAUACAAGCAUAUCCUUUUUUCAAGUACAGAUUCUCACAGUCACAGAAGUUAAAAACUAGCCAUACCACAGUAAGAUAAUUAAAUGGUUAUAGAUUUCUGCCCAUACAACUUCAAUAAUUGUUCAAUAAAACAUUCAGUGAUUUGA